Molecule: messenger RNA, 3456 nt
Organism: Durio zibethinus
Lineage: Eukaryota; Viridiplantae; Streptophyta; Magnoliopsida; Malvales; Malvaceae
Product: putative methyltransferase PMT21
Cellular component (GO): endosome; trans-Golgi network; cytoplasm
Molecular function (GO): methyltransferase activity
Source: RefSeq, a predicted model, not a curated record
AAUCCAAAUACGAUCUCUCUCUUUCUUUCUUUCUUUUUUUCUUUUUUUCUUUUUUAGUGUAUAGUUCUUCUGUACUUGGUGUUUCUUUUUAUGGGUUCCUUUGUCAGAUCUCUCUGCUUCUUAUUUUGUCCUGUUAAUGUCCCUUCAUUCUUCCUUCCCUUUCCUUUGUACUUGCUUUCUGUAAUUCUUCUUUUUCUCUUUUAUUGGCUUUUAUGGCUUCCAUUGCCUCAAGAGAUCUCACCUUUUUUACCUGGCGAGGCUUGUUUUCUGUAUCAAUUUCUUAUUUUUAGUUAAUCACUUGGCAGACACUUGGUUUUUACCUUACCCGUAUUGAAAAGACAUGAAACUUGUGGUUCUACUCUCUUCUACCUUUGCUACCCUCCUCUAAAUUACUAUUUUUAGAUAGUUAUCAAUAUUAAUUCAUAUCAGUAGUCAAACAAAAUCUUCUUUUUUUCUUUUCUUCUUUCUUCUUCUCUUGUUUCUGGGUGCUUCUCAUUUCUUGUUGCUGAAAAUUUUUUAUGAAAAGUUCCAUGCUUUGCUUUGGAGGGUAUGCGAAAUGGCAUUGAAAUUGUCUGCCUUUUCUAUUUCGUAACUAAUUAUCUGUUGUUCAUGAUGUCAAUGUCUCUAUUGACCAUUCUGGUUAAAAAAAAAAACAGCUGAUUGGCCUGCACUGACAUUGAAAUCAUUCAACUUUUUCUUCUAUGUCAAGGAAAUUAUUAUAAAACUACAUGUUAUGUUUGUUUAUUUCUUUAACUUUUAUUGUCAUUGUUUCCAUUUUUACUUUCCAUGCUGGGUAGGAAAUCCAUAGCUUCUCUGUUGCCUUUUUGACUCUGUGGGAAAGAGUAUGGCAAUUAAGAAUGAACGGGACCAUGCUAGGACGGCUAAGUUCCAUACGAGUUGGGUCCCUAUAACAUGUGAAAGGAAUAAAGGCGAAGUGACAUGUAAAGUUUUACAUGUCGGUGGUAGUUGUCUUCAGAUCUUCGCGUUUUAUAGCUUUCAAGGUCUUAGUCUAUGGUCAGGAUUGUUUUCAGGAUCUACAUUAAAUGUAAUUCUUGCUGUUAGAAGCAGAGCGUGGUUUUACUUUCCCUUUCCAUUCCCUUCUCGGUCUCCUGAAAAGCUAACUUCUGUUUCAUCAUUUAUUGCUUGCAAUUUUCCGGCCCUUUCAAAUCUCGAGUCUCAACUGUAAAAUUAAACAUUCAGUACGUCCACGUCAUGUUAUAUAUUGAUGGAUUUUCUUGAAUUUCAUCAUUAUCUAUUAUCCUUUUAAGUUUUUGCUGAAAAAUUUAGUUAACCGGAUCUAGUUACUUGUUUCCCUUCCCCUGAGGAAACUUAAAUAUGAUAUUUUGCAUUGGUUUUUUCUUGUUUUCUUCACUCGUCCUUAAGCAUAGUAACUAAUUUUUUCAAAAUCAUGAAGCAUAAAGAUGGAAAAUAUCAUGCCCAACCUGAUAAAGGUUUCAAGAUUGUCCCUGCAACAUUACUGGUCAUUGUGCUUUGUGGGUUUUCUUUCUAUCUUGGUGGAAUCUUCUGUUCUGAGAAAAAUAAAUUGGAGGGCAAGACAGUGCAGGAUGUUUCCAAGGCUGUUCCUUCUCCAAAGGAACCCGCUGUAAACCCCCUUCAAAUCAAAUCUGGUGCCUUCCCAGAAUGCAGCAUUGAUUAUCAAGACUACACACCAUGCACAGAUCCCAGGAGGUGGAAGAAGUAUGGUGUACAUCGGCUUACUUUCUUAGAACGCCACUGCCCUCCAGUCUUUGAGAGGAAGGAAUGCUUGGUUCCACCUCCAGAUGGGUAUAAGCCACCUAUCAGAUGGCCAAAGAGCCGGGAUGAAUGUUGGUACAGGAACGUCCCGUAUGAUUGGAUCAACAAGCAGAAGUCUAAUCAGAACUGGCUGAGGAAGCAAGGGGAUAAGUUCCUGUUUCCCGGUGGUGGUACUAUGUUCCCCAAAGGAGUUGGUGCAUAUGUGGAUUUGAUGCAAGAGCUGAUCCCUGAAAUGAGAGAUGGCACGGUUCGAACUGCAAUUGAUACUGGUUGUGGGGUUGCAAGUUGGGGAGGUGACCUAUUAGAUCGUGGAAUUCUGACAGUUUCUCUCGCUCCAAGAGAUAAUCAUGAAGCUCAAGUCCAGUUUGCAUUGGAACGUGGAAUACCUGCAAUCCUUGGUGUCAUUUCAACCCAGCGCCUUCCUUUCCCUUCAAAUUCAUUUGAUAUGGCUCAUUGCUCAAGAUGCCUUAUCCCAUGGGCUGAAUUUGGUGGAAUUUAUCUCCUUGAAGUUCACCGCAUACUCCGUCUUGGUGGUUUCUGGGUCUUGUCUGGCCCUCCUGUAAAUUAUGAGAACCGCUGGCGUGGAUGGAAUACAACUGUGGAAGAGCAGAAAUCAUAUUAUGAGAAGUUGCAGGACUUGUUGACUUCAAUGUGCUUUAAAUUGUAUGCCAAAAAGGAUGACAUUGCUGUGUGGCAGAAAUCUUCAGAUAAUAGCUGCUAUGAUAAACUUGCUGAACCAGAUGCCUACCCAGCCAAGUGCGAUGAAAGUCUUGAACCUGAUUCAGCGUGGUACACUCCACUCCGGCCAUGUGUUGUAGUUCCAAAGCCAAAACUUAAGAAAUCAGCCUUGGAAUCCCUGCCAAAGUGGCCAGAGAGGUUACAAGUUGCACCUGAACGCAUUUCAGACGUACCUGGUGGGAGUGGCAGUGCUUUAAAACAUGAUGACAACAAGUGGAAGGUGCGGGCCAAGCACUACAAAACAUUACUCCCUGCAAUUGGGACGGACAAGAUAAGAAAUGUUAUGGACAUGAAUACAGUUUAUGGAGGUUUCGCUACAGCUCUUAUUGAUGAUCCCUUGUGGGUCAUGAAUGUUGUCUCUUCCUAUGCUGCCAACUCAUUGCCUGUGGUCUAUGAUCGGGGCCUUAUUGGAACUUAUCAUGAUUGGUGUGAAGCAGUUUCAACAUAUCCUCGGACAUAUGAUCUCCUUCACCUUGAUGGCCUCUUCACUUCUGAGAGCCACAGAUGUGAUAUGAGGUACGUGCUCUUGGAGAUGGAUCGUAUCCUGCGCCCCAAGGGAUAUGCAUUAAUGCGGGAAUCCAGCUAUUUUGUUGAUGCUAUUACCACCAUUGCUAAGGGAUUGAGGUGGGGCUGCCGUAAAGAAGACACUGAAUAUGGUGUGGAGAAGGAGAAGUUAUUAGUAUGCCAGAAAAAACUCUGGUAUUCCUCUAACAGCAGUUCAGGAUGACAAACUGAUCCAAAGUGACGGUGACAAAUCUCUUGCCUGGUUAAAAGUACAAUUAUUGUUCCAAUUAGAGUAGGAGCUGAAAGAAGGAAGUUUCAUACUUCACACAGAGUAGAUAUCCAUAGAAAUCAAGAAUCUCUAAAUUGAUAUUCGUGAAUUGAAGAAUUAGCUUCCCAAUAACAUGAUUUUGUUAAUUUAUAUAUAUAUAUAUAUUCUUUGUAAGGCAUCUGUACACAGUC